AUUCAUCACCAUUUCUUCAACUGUUUUUUCCUAGAGGAAGUGACUUUCUGGAACUUAUCUAAUUAACGUUAUAAAAAUAUGGACAUGACCAAAAUCUGAAAUAUUAGUAAAAACAAUAGGGGACACGAGAGUGGUCGGUCUAUCCUUAAACAUGGAAAAGAAGCAUCUUUCCUCCAUUGCCAAUGACGUCUUUCAAAGAUGUGCUUUGAGGUUGGGCACAUCUGUGGAUGAGCUAGUGCAUGAAUUCGAGGCCGGAUGGGAGCCUAACAUGGAAGGUUAUUCAAGGAAAUUAGUGGAAUUUUGCUGCUCUAGGGCCCUCACUGACAUAUGCAGUAAGUUGGAGGAGACGUUAGUCGAUGGUUCUUUUAGCCGGAUCACGUUUGAUAUGAUGCUAGCUUGGGAAAUGCCUAGUUCAGUUGAUGAAGAGAGACAUACAGAAUGCGUGGCAAAAGAAAAAGAAGAGAGGAAAGUAGCUUGUAAAAUGCCUCAAGAGCAAGAUGACAUUCCUUUGUUCUACUCAGACGUCAUGCCGCUCCUUGUUGACAAUGAGCCAAGUGUUGGAGAGGAUGCAUUCUUGUGGCUGGGAACACUUGUACACUUAGUAGCUGAUAUUGUUAAUGGACGAUUUACUUUCGAGACGCUGACAGCAGCUACAGAAAAUCGACUUCAUUUUCCUGCUUAUGACUUGUUCCUGAAAGAGAUUGAAAAAUGUGUGAAGCAUUUGCAAAAACAAACAACCCCAACGGGCAUGGAAAUGGCAGACGAUGAGUUUAUACUACACGUUGAAGGAACUGCAACCUCACAAAGAGUAGUGCGCCAUAUUGGAGGCACUAGUUGGCCUGGUAGGCUGACACUAACAAACUAUGCCCUGUACUUUGAGGCAUCUGGAGUUCUCUCUUACAAAGAUGCUAUUAAGCUUGACCUUUAUAAAGACACUAAACAGAGUGUCAAGCCAGCCGCCACGGGUCCAUGGGGCGCUCCUCUCUUCGACAAAGCCAUAGUUUAUGAAUCCUCUGAGUUGCAAGAAGGGGUUGUCUUUGAAUUUCCAGAAAUGACGAGCUCAACAAGACGCGACCACUGGCUUUCUCUUGUGAAGGAAAUUAUGCUAUUGCAUAGGUUUUUACAAAAGUUCAAAGUGGACUCACCGUUGGAGUCGUGGGAGAUGCAUGCGAGAACGAUACUAGGAAUUAUCAGGCUACAUGCAGCUAGAGAAAUGCUUAGGAUAUCACCUCCAGUGCCCAAGAAUUUCCUUAUUUUCGACUUGCUCGAUGAGUUGCCAAAGGGAGAUUAUGUGCUUAAAGAGCUUGCCGAGAGUCUAAAGAAAGUUGACACCGGACACCCGUGUAGUGCUAGCUCGAUCUUGAGGAGCCUGAAUGUCGCCCAACUGUUUGUUCCCAGUGUAGAGGUAAAAGAAAUCAAUGACAACGUCAGGGGUAAGGAAAUCAAUGACAACAUCGCUUCCCCUUUACAAGUAGGCAAUAUCUCUCCAUUGGAGAGUGCUAUUGAGCAAUCGAGGGAGGAAGCAAAGGAAAUUGAAUUGGCUAAAGCUACAGUUGAGGAGCUGAAAGAGGAAGGAAUCGGCGAUAGCGUCCAGGUUCUUAUGGGUCUCCUCAAACCACUGAAAAGGUUGGUUCCUUAUGUUCAAGAGGCUUUUACAUGGGAAAGGCCGUUAUACAGUUCCAUUCUUGUGAUGACGACAAUGGUAGUUAUUUACAAAGAGUGGGUUGGCAAGGCAAUAGCAGGUCUCUUAUUAGGAAUUGUCGCUACAAUGAUAUGGGCUAGACGAAGAAGGAUACCCGAUAAGGUCCAUAGAAUAGUUGUCUACACCGGAUCCGAUCAGACAACAAUGGAAAGCAUAGUGUCAGCGCAACAGGGAUUGAGAAGUGUCUAUGACUUGAUCCAAACGAUGAAUAUAAUUAUACUGAAAAUUUGGUCAGUAUUGGUUUCAAAAGCUCCAAAGCAUGCGGAUAUGGUAAUGGUAGCGUUGGUCGUCGCAGCAGUGAUUUUAGCAGUGGUUCCGUUUAAGUUUAUCCUUAUGGCUUUGGCGUCGUAUGGCUUUGUAGCAGCAUCAAAUAUAGGGAAAAGCAAAAAGCAAAAUGAAAAAGGAAAUAGGAGAUUACAAGAGUGGUGGGACUCUAUUCCAGUUGCUCCUGUUGAUAUCGUAGACAAAAUCGACCCUGAUUCAUAAUCUUGGCUGCCAAUGUGAUCCUGGGCAUACUGAAGAGGCCUCAUCACUAGAAAUGAAUAAUUUACCUUAUGUCAGAUAGAAAUAUAGUAAAUGAAACUGGUGUUGUUUUUCAUGUAUACAUGUGUAAUACUUCCAUCGUUUGUAACACGUACAGAGCAUGUCUGUAUUGGUUAAUAAUCUGAGACGUUAAUGAAGCUCCUCUGCUACAAGUGAAGAGUUUGAGCAAUGA
Molecule: messenger RNA, 2417 nt
Organism: Nicotiana tabacum (common tobacco)
Lineage: Eukaryota; Viridiplantae; Streptophyta; Magnoliopsida; Solanales; Solanaceae
Source: RefSeq, a predicted model, not a curated record